Plasmodium vivax (malaria parasite P. vivax) is the source of this 1518-nucleotide messenger RNA. RefSeq lists its product as hypothetical. Gene Ontology annotation, molecular function: methyltransferase activity. Gene Ontology annotation, cellular component: mitochondrial large ribosomal subunit. The transcript has a single exon. The record is from RefSeq and is a predicted model, not a curated record. Bases 1 to 1518 code for a protein of 505 amino acids. Gene Ontology annotation, biological process: rRNA methylation. Lineage: Eukaryota; Apicomplexa; Aconoidasida; Haemosporida; Plasmodiidae.
AUGAAAUGCAGCGGAAAAGUAGGGUACCUCUUCAACCUGAAGAGGGAGUACGGAGAGGAGAGGGCAACUACCCUGUUGAGGGCCCUGGAGGAGGAGAAAGCAAUCCAAGGGGCAUUCAUCACCGACUUUGUAAAAAUGGAUUAUCUCAACUUGACGAAAAUCCUGCUGUUCAUGGUUGGGUCAAAUAAAGUGGAGACAAGUUUCGAUGGGUUGUAUGUAGACGGGGCGUAUGCACAUUUGCUGACCCAUCGGGGGGUGGCGGUCCCCCAGGGGAAGCCUCCAAACGGGGUUAUCCCGUCGGUGGGUGAAGAGAGGAAAGAAGGGAAGUGCUCAGCGGGGGGGAAUUCCGAAGGGGUAAAUUUUGAGGGGGUAAAUUUUGAAGAGGCAAACGCCUCAGGGAUAAUUUUCGACGGGGCAAACUCCGCGGGGGAGACCGCAGGGAUAAUUUUCGACGGGGUAAACGCCGCGGGGGAGACCGCAGGGGGAGGGCCCCCCCUGAGAAACCCCCACCCGGCAGAAAAUUACGAAAAAAUAAUCAUUCACAAAUCGGAGAUACUAAACGCAGAGGAUAUAAUGAAGCAGGACGGGGAGGUGGAAAGUAUAAGUAAAGCCAUCUACUAUUUAAACCCCUGCUCUGUCCUGUCAGCGUAUUUUCUUGAUGUACAGAAGGACGAAAAUGUGCUGGACAUGUGUGCAUCUCCAGGGGGGAAGUCCCUAGUCAUCGCCAACCAGCUGUUCGGGUAUGACACCUCUCCAGUGAAGCGAAUUAAAAAAAUGGAAUACCUGCAAGAUGGCAGCGUACAAAUUACGUGCUCGCUAGAUAUGGUGAAUUAUUACGCCACGAAGAGACAAGGCUUCUUCGUCGCGAACGAAUUUAACCGAGUGAGAUACGACAGGUUGAAGCAAGUACUUGGUAAGCAUCUGCCAAAGGAUCUGCUGACGUCGAAUAGGCUGCACCUCACAAAUUACAACGGGUUAAAUGUAAACUCAUUUUUAAGGUUCCCAAGGUUUCACAAAAUAUUGCUGGACGUUCCUUGCUCCACUGAUGAGCAUUUAAUAAAAAAAAAAAAAAAAGAUUUGCUUAACAAGUGGUCAGAUAAGGUGAUAAAAAAUAAUGCAAGUGUGCAGUUCGAGCUGCUGAGGAACUCCUUCCAGCUGUUGCACACAAAUGGCAUCCUCGUUUACUCGACGUGCGCUCUUUCUCACCACGAGAAUGACCAGGUGAUUGAGAAGUUUUUGACCAAAUAUAAAAAGCAAGUUCAAGUGGUCGACUUUGUGAAAGAGGAGGUUCAGAAACGGUUCCAUGGGGACGACUGCGGGGGGUUAUUUUCCCCAUCCGUUGGGGGGCAUACCUGUGAGCAGCGUGACAAUGAACAUGCAGAGGGGCAUAGCGCUCCCCGCGACGGGCCGAACACCCACUUCCUGUCCUUCUUCGAGAAGACCAAGUAUGGCUACAUUUCCCUGCCGGAUAGGUCACCCUUUGGAAUUUUGUACAUUUGUAAGAUUCGAAAGAUUUGA